AUGACGAUUCAUCUCGAACUUGAUAUUGAAGAGGACAUAGAGAGCAAGAUGGCCGAACUUGACCGUCUGAGGCGACUUGGCAGGUUUCGUGAAGCAGACGCAUACUUACAGAACAAUCUUUCUGGUCACCUCCAGGAUGUCUCGGUAAUUCUUGUAUAUGCAAACCUACUGCUUGAACAAGGAGACUAUGGCCGUCUCUUUGGCUUCUUUGCCAGCGAGACCGACAUCAGCAGGGCAUCGACCGAUAUGGCACCUGGACAGCUUUCCGACAAACCAGCCGAAGAAGUCAACCUUGCUUUGUUGUUACAGCUAGCUAGGUGUCGUAGCGACCCGGAUCUGCAGAACGCAAAUACCAUAGCUUGUAUCGGCUUCAACUUCUUGCAAGAGCAGGCGGUUCCAGAUGGCGUGGGAACGAUAGAGAUCUUCACCACGAUCUACUAUAGUUCGGAUAUUAUCACGGCAUUUGACUUUGAUUUUUAUGCAAGCGGCUGGCAGAAGUGGGUAGGCCACUACCGCAGUUUACUUAAUGAGGGCCGUCAUUGGGAGUUGCGUGAUAUCGUCGUUGCUUUUGUUCCAGCAUUUGGGCCUGUGCAGACUUGCACCAGUCUCUUUAAGACGGACUCGUUGGUCGCUGGAGUUUCCAAACUCGUCCACGAAUGGGCGGUAGCAAGUGUUGACGACGAGACGAGCAGGAUCUGUCUUCUCGAUAUCCUUGUGUCCAUAUGCAAGGGAAUCAACUUUUAUCUCGUUGAUGACAGCAGCUUUCUCGAGGUUGCUUCGUUUGCGUUCAAGCAAGCUAGACUGGUUGCGGCUUCUCUCAAGGAGAAUGAUCCAGGAAACAUCAAGUGUCGCUCUUAUCUCAGGUGGAUAGUAGCUGAGACAGAGCAUUCAAAAAUUGUCGACGGACAUUGGGGGAAGAAAGGCAAUCUGUCGUAUCAGUUCUUCAGAACUUUUCCUGGACGAAAAGUCUGGUACGGAUUGGAAGUUCUUCCGAUGUAUGCUCCCAUGGCUGCGGAAAACCCCGGCUGGCCGGUGAUAGAUGCUGAGAGCUCAGAGACGUCGCUUAAGUGCGACGAGCUGUUGAAAGCUGCAUUGGACGCGGCCCGCGAGCUUGGAGACUUGACCACGCAGGUGGCAUGUUUGAAUGAAAUGAUAUGUCGCUCGCACGACCCCAGAUCCCUAUUCGUGGAUCUCGACCAUCUGCAAUACUUGGAGAUGGGCGAUAAGCUCGGAGCAUUGCGGACGCGACUCAAUAAAUACUUACUAGCCACCAGAGACGGCUAUCGAAGCGAACUACGACGGGAGCUGAUCGAAUUAGAUCCCGAACUGCCUAUCUGGAACAAAUUCAUGCACCCGGCGUUUGAGUAUGUCUACAGCCGGGUCAUGUACGCGCUAUUGCUGGCUGCCGACGGUGACUCGGAAGAGUCGCGAAUCACAGACAGUCGGGCAGAUGAGAUGGAAAAGCACUUUCCAGACAGCUUUCCCGACCUGAAGGUGCCUGAUCCCCAUCGCCGGCUUCGAACCAGGGUGAGCCCAGCACAGGAUGCAACUGUCGAAGAGCCACGGCUACCAAGAGAAUACUAUGAAAGACGACCAGCGAGCAACGGCGAUGUUGAUAUAGGUCAAAGCGGACGUGGAAACGCGGCGGAGCGUUUCGCGCGUGCUUCACAGUGCGACCAGGAGCCUACGUUCAGCUCCCAUGAAGUGCCCAGAUCAGGACAAGAAACUUCAAAGAAAAUAUCUCAUAACCUGGUCAUAUCACAGAGAAAGUCUCUAGGCGAAAUAGAAAGAAGCGGGCAUGUGGGCGGGUGA
Grosmannia clavigera kw1407 is the source of this 1812-nucleotide messenger RNA. RefSeq lists its product as uncharacterized. The transcript is spliced from 2 exons. Bases 1 to 1812 code for a protein of 603 amino acids. The record is from RefSeq and is a predicted model, not a curated record. NCBI's taxonomy places the organism in Eukaryota, Fungi, Ascomycota, Sordariomycetes, Ophiostomatales, Ophiostomataceae.